Messenger RNA from Ceraceosorus bombacis, 839 nucleotides. NCBI's taxonomy places the organism in Eukaryota, Fungi, Basidiomycota, Exobasidiomycetes, Ceraceosorales, Ceraceosoraceae. The record is from the annotation of a GenBank genome assembly.
UCCCGCAAACACGGUGCAUCAUUCCGGUGAUUUACGACGUCAUGUGGCUUGGUGAAGCGCAGUUUCCGAGCUUGAUCGCGACACACGCGCUCGAAGGUGCCCAGAAUGGCUCGCAUACGACAAAUGCUGCUGAGCCUUCCGCCGCAUGUGACGUUCGCAUGGCAUGGUGCGAAAUACACCGGCUCUCUAUCUUCAUCGCACAAGGGUCCAGAGCCGUUAUCUCAGCUCUCAAUCCAAAAUCGAUCCAGCGACACACUGAUUCUGAGCCACCACGACGAAUCUACCGUCGCUUUGGAUCAAUCUGCAUGCACCGUCUUGCUGGGCCCAAGAAAGGUUAGCAAUGUUGACCUCCAGCCCUUAGCUCAGAAUACAGCGUUAGCCGGACUUGUCAGGGACGAGCACGAGGUAGGAGCUGCGAAUCACGUCCAUCCAGAUUGAGGGCGUACCCUGCAUACUCCUGCCUUUCCCCUGGGCCGAGGUACCAUCUGCUGCUUCUCUACCCCUCUUCGAAAUCUCAAACGUGUAAGCCGCUCGGCUCGGAUGGCGAUGUCUUGGCGUCGAGGCAGUCGAGUCUUUGACGACUCUUGAUCUGAUCCGACUGCACCCUUCUGCCUACUAUCAGGUCGAUUUUUUCUCAGGCCAUCCCAUUGCAUAUUCAGAGCCGAGCAGCCUGUUCCUAUCCCUUUUGCUUGCGACGCGUAGGUCGAUAUGUUUCCUCAUGAACGCCAUGCCUCAACUCCGCGUGCGCUGUCUCCAGCUUAAUGUUGAAGAAGCAGGGGGCAUGAGCUGACCCUUGGGCGCGUGGACACGUAUUUUCUGCCCAAAGUUACUUUGCUGGA